Messenger RNA from Sclerotinia trifoliorum, 1970 nucleotides. The record is from the annotation of a GenBank genome assembly. Lineage: Eukaryota; Fungi; Ascomycota; Leotiomycetes; Helotiales; Sclerotiniaceae.
UAAGCGUGUCUUCAGAACGUGGGGAUACUUGAGACCACGGAAAAUGACAGGCAGCCACAUUAAGUGAGAACUCAAUCUCGAUCACAUUCGUAUGACGAAGGUACAUCGGUACGGUCUACCUGAAUUAAAGCAUCUUAAAAGGGGAAAGAUCUUGCUGUCUUUUCUGAGUCCAUUCAUCUGCAUCACUCGCAUCACUCAUAUCUUCAUUCUCAUCACCCAACCGAAAACUUCAACUUUUUCCAACCUUUCUUACAUUACAUCAUUAAUCAUGUCGUUCGACCCCUCAAGACCGAUUGACGACGAGAAGGUAUGGUUCCCAAAGGGAAUGUUUGUUGAUAACCGCACCAAUUCCAGGUUUGCUUCUGACCCCGAAGACGAUGACAGAGCUUUCAUAUUCAACUCCUCUGAUAUGAAGGCUCUGAAUCGGUUCCUCGGGACAGGCAGGUUGCUCCCAACUACACGCAAUGAUUAUCUACGAUCAUUGGGUAUCUUGACUACUGAUCCAUUGAGUCUGGACCUUGGUAAAGAAGUAGAUAGUCUUGUCACGACUUACACCAAGGUAUGUUUGCAAUCAAGUGGCAAAGUCAUUUAAGGCACAUUGAUUCAAUGAUUUGCAUGAUGAGGAAUAACAUUCCGUGAGAAAGCUGGUUUAUGGGGAUACUAAUUCAUCUAUUAGAUUAAGGCAGAUUGUGUAUACUUCAGAGAACAUACAUGGCGUAACAUCGUCGACAUGGCAGCGCAGAUCAGGAUCUAUGCUACCAUGGCAGGUGGAACUGAGGAGACAUCGUACACAGUUCUCAUGCUAAAAUGGAUUGGUGAUUUUCACGACGAAAAUAACAAACCUAAGCCAGACCAAGCAAGAUUGAAGGAACUGAAAGAAGGCAUUCAAUUCGUGGUCGACGAGGAACUCAGGAUAAUCAAACAAUUGCAGGCUGGCGCACAAGAAGCAUUGGCCGGGCUUGAAAAUUUUCAUGGCCAGUGCGAGCAACACGAAUCUCACAUUAGUAUUAAUGCAACUUCACUUGACGCUCAAUUGAUCAGAGAGGGUAACGAUAUCGCGAGUAUGCAGAAGAAGAUUGAUGCCGCUCGGGCAGAAUUGGAGGAAUACCAGGCAAGGAUUGAUGACAGUAUGAAAACUUCCUUGUUCACAAGUUAUUAAAAUGAACUUGCUGACAUUACCUCGAUGGAAUGUAGAAAAUAAAGUGCUGACUGACGCUCCCAAAUAUAUGUGGGUGUAAGUUAUCUAGGAACAAUCAUUUAUUUUCAUCUCAGCUAACCCUAACUAGUUGGCCGAUCGGAACUUUCAUCGGAGUAGGGCUCGUUCAAAAUGCGAAGAACGAAAUCAAGGGUAUGAGAGAGGCCAUGGAAAAGGUUCAAGCUGUGAUGGACGAGUAUGAAGCUAAGCAUAAAACCGCAUCUCGCUUACAACUCAACAUUAUGUUUGUUAAUGUAAGUGAUCAGAUCCUAACGAGCCCAGUAUAUUUAUAAUAUUAAUAAAAUAUUUCUAGAGCCAAGUCAACAAUCUCACCGGAGAAAUCAGACCAGCAAUGCGCACUUUGGAAUUACUCCAAGGAGCAUGGAUAUCCAUGGUUACGGAUCUCGAAACCAUUAAACAAUUGAUCAAUAAUGAUACUGACAAUAUUCCUCCAAUGAUACUUGCAAAACCACAGUUGCAGAAGAUUGUUAAUGAAUGGAAUGAGUUGAGAGAUUUCGGUAUGUUUUUUUUUGUGUUUCAUUUGUUUUUUUUGUUUUUAGAUAUAGGGAUGAUUAUUAAUGUUGUCUUGUGUGUAGCGAGCAAUUAUAUUCAGAACUCGUAUCUGAGCGAAUCGCCGGAAAAUGUUAGUGUGGAGCAGUAUAUUCACCAAUUGGAAACUCGAGUUUUCGUCGCCACGAGAUGUUAGGUUGUAUAUGUUGGUUGGUGUUUAUUUACUCUCUAUAGGAUGAGAUGCAGCUAAAAAAAAAAUAUUGUU